AUGGCCAUGUUCUUAAAGCCGCUGAGGCCUCGGGCCUUUGGGAAAAUGUCCUUUGUGGUUUUCAUCCUGACCUCCACCGUCUCAGUAGCUUCCCUGCCUGCUGACAUAGACAAGGGAAGGAGGAAGGUGGUGCACGUGCUCGAGGACGACACUGGAGCGGUGAUUGUGCAGACAGCUCCUGGUAAAGUGGUGACACACCGCGGUGGCUCCAUCACUCUGCCCUGCAGAUUCCACCAUGAGCCGGAGAACACCGAUCCGGAUCGCAUUCGGAUUAAAUGGACCAAAGUGACCGAUGCACUGCAGUUCCAGGACGUCUUUGUGGCACUUGGAAGGCAGCAGCGUGUGUUUGGAUCGUACAAAGGCCGUGUGUUUUUGGAGCAGGCGGGACCAGGUGACGCCUCGGUGAUCAUCCAAAAUGUCACACUGGAGGACUACGGACGCUUUGAGUGUGAAGUCACUAAUGACAUGGAAGACGAUACGGGGUUUGUCAACCUCGACCUAGAAGGAGUUGUGUUUCCCUACUACCCACGUGAGGGGCGCUAUAAGCUCAACUACCACCAGGGGGAGGAUGCCUGCAAACAACAAGACGCCAUUCUGGCCUCUCACUCUCAACUGCACAAGGCCUGGCUGGAGGGACUAGACUGGUGUAAUGCUGGCUGGCUGGAGGACGGCUCAGUCCAGUACCCCAUCUCUCAUCCCAGAGACGAGUGCGGCCGCAAGGACAACCCCGCUGGCGUUCGUAACUAUGGCUACAGGCACAAGGAGGAGGAGCGCUAUGAUGCCUUCUGCUUCACUUCCCAGCUCAAUGGCAAAGUGUACUUCCUCAAACGCUUCAAGAAGGUGAACUAUGCGGAGGCGAUGAAGGCGUGCAUCCGAGACGGCUCUGCGGUGGCCAAAGUGGGCCAGCUGUACGCCGCGUGGAAGUUCCAGCUCCUGGACCGCUGCGAGGCCGGCUGGUUGGAGGACGCCAGCAUCCGUUACCCCAUCGUCAACCCCCGCUCUCGCUGUGGUGGGUCCCAGCCGGGCGUCCGACACCUGGGCUUCCCUGAUAAAAAAUUCCGCCUCUAUGGCGUCUACUGUUUCCGCAAGAACAAGAAUGAAACAGGAGGGGGCACCGAGGCGACAAAAAGCCCCGCAGAUAGUUUGACAAGGAGGAAGAGCGGCAACAGCAUCCCCGUGAAUGCCACCGCGGCGAUUUAA
Molecule: messenger RNA, 1200 nt
Organism: Anoplopoma fimbria (sablefish)
Lineage: Eukaryota; Metazoa; Chordata; Actinopteri; Perciformes; Anoplopomatidae
Gene: hapln4
Product: hyaluronan and proteoglycan link protein 4
Exons: 7
Coding region: 1-1200 (399 amino acids)
Biological process (GO): cell adhesion
Molecular function (GO): hyaluronic acid binding
Source: RefSeq, a predicted model, not a curated record